AUGUCGCCCCACCGCCGCUUCGAGCUACACAGCUGCCUGUUUCUCCUCGCCGCCGUCUUGUCGUUCGGCACCGCCUUCAUUUUUUCCCCCUUUCUUUUUCUUUCCCUCCCUCCUGCCUGUGACUCAGCUGGCGCGGGGAAGCAGGUCACCGCCCGCCGGGGCGGGACGGUCAUCCUGCCCUGCAGCACGGCUCUGGGCAGCGAGGUGCCGGACGUGGAGUGGUCCAGGCAGGCGCCGACCCCGGAGGUCGUCCUCCUCUACCGGGACGGCUGCGAGACCUUCGAGAUGAAGAGCGAGGACUUCCGGUACCGAACGCAUCUCAUCCUGAGCGAGCUGAAGGACGGCAACAUCUCGCUGAGGAUCUCCGACCUGAGGCUGUCCGACGGGGGCACGUACCUGUGCAGGAUCCUGCCGGGGAGGCGCGUCGUGGAGACCCUGAAACUUGUCGUUGGUGCUGUGUCUGAGCCAAAGCUGGAGGUCCUCUCCUACGCCGAUGACGGGGUGACCGUUCAGUGUGAGGCCAAGUGCUGGUCCCCAGAGCCUGAGAUCGAGCUACACGGUGACAUAGGAAUCUUGGACAAUGCCGGGAAGCCUCAAAGAGUCCAGGAGAACAAGGACUGCAUCACCAUUAGGAGGAACCUGACCUUGCAGGCAGCCACCAAAAGAGUAACCUGCAGAGUCCACCAGGUGCAGACCGGUCAGAUUAAAGUCACAGAGAUGCCCAUCCCAGGUACAGCGGCUCAACCCCGAAAUAUGCUCAUACAGUCUAUUCUGUUUUUGUUUGUUUGA
Messenger RNA from Menidia menidia (Atlantic silverside), 789 nucleotides. Lineage: Eukaryota; Metazoa; Chordata; Actinopteri; Atheriniformes; Atherinopsidae. The record is from the annotation of a GenBank genome assembly.